Xiphias gladius (swordfish) is the source of this 6319-nucleotide messenger RNA. RefSeq names its product mucin 3A, cell surface associated (gene muc3a). Lineage: Eukaryota; Metazoa; Chordata; Actinopteri; Istiophoriformes; Xiphiidae. The coding region runs from base 186 to 5144 and encodes 1652 amino acids. The transcript is spliced from 12 exons. The record is from RefSeq and is a predicted model, not a curated record.
CUGCUGGAACCGCAGCAGUGUCCACAUUAACCGUACAAACUGAUUUGGUAACAUCUGAGCGUGCCGGGAGCACUUCAGUUUCUGAAUCAACCACUCCAACUGAUUCAGAAAUAUCUGAGCCAGCUGUGACAACACCAGCAAUUGAACCAACCACUCCAACCAAUGAAGUAUCAUCAGAGCCUGCCAUGUCAACUGUGGUACCUGAAUCAACUGCUCACACUGAUUCGUUAACAUCACAGCCUACAGACACCACAUCACCAACUGAACUUACAAUUUCUACAGUUAAAAUAACGUCUGACCCACCAAGAACCACAUCAGUGUCUUCAUCAACUGUUCUGACUGAUUCAGUAACAUCUGAGCCUUCUGUGACAACACCAGCAAUUGAACCAACCACUCCAACCAACAAAGUAUCAUCACAGCCUGCCAAGACAACUGUGGUACCUGAAUCAACUGCUCACACUGAUUCGUUAACAUCAGAGCCUACAGACACCACAUCAUCACCUGAAAUCACAAGUUCUACAGUUAAAGUAACAUCUCACCCAGCUAGAACCACAUCAGUGUCUACAUCAACUGCUCUGACUGAUUCAGUAACAUCUGAGCCUUCUGUGACAACACCAGCAAUUGAACCAACCACUCCAACCAACAAAGUAUCAUCACAGCCAGCCAAGACAACUGUGGUACCUGAAUCAACUGCUCACACUGAUUCGUUAACAUCAGAGCCUACAGACACCACAUCAUCACCUGAAAUCACAAUUUCAACAGUUAAAGUAACGUCUGACCCACCCAGAACCACAUCAGUGUCUGUAUCAACUACUCAAACUGAUUCGAUAACAUAUGAGCCUUCUGUGACAACACCAGCAAUUGAACCAACCACUCCAACCAACAAAGUAUCAUCACAGCCAGCUGUGACAACUGUGGUACCUGAAUCAACUGUUCACACUGACUCAUUAACAUCACAGCCUACGGACACCACAUCAUUACCUGAAAUCACAAGUUCUGCAGUUAAAGUAACAUCUGACCAUGCCAUAACUACAAUCGUGUCUUCAUCAACUGUUCUUACCGAGUCAAUAACAUCUGAGCCUUCGGUGACAACACCAGCAAUUGAACCAACCACUCCAACCAACAAAGUAACAUCACAGCCAGCUGUGAACACUGUGGUACCUGAGUCAACUACUCACACUGACUCAUUAACAUCACAGCCUAUGGACAACACAUCAUUAUCUGAAAUCACAAGUUCUACAGUUAAAGUAACAUCUGACCAUGCCGGAACUACAACAGUUUCUGCAUCAACUUUUCUGACUGAGUCAGCAACAUCUGAGCCUGCUGGAACCGCAACAGUGUCCACAUUAACCGUACAAACUGAUUUGGUAACAUCUGAGCGUGCCGGUAGCACUUCAGUUUCUGAAUCAACCACUCCAACUGAUUCGGAAAUAUCUGAGCCUUCUGUGACAACUCCAGUAAUUGAACCAACCACUCCAACAAACAAAGUAUCAUCACAGCCAGCUGUGACAACUGUGGUACCUGAAUCAACUGCUCACACUGAUUCGUUAACAUCAAAGCCUACAGACACCACAUCACCAACUGAACUUACAAUUUCUACAGUUAAAAUAACGUCUGACGCACCCAGAUCCACAUCGGUGUCUCCAUCAACUGCUCUGACUGAUUCAGUAACAUCUGAGCCUUCUGUGACAACACCAGCAAUUGAACCGACCACUCCAACCAACAAAGUAUCAUCAGAGCCUUCCAAGACAACUGUGGUACCUGAAUCAACUGCUCACACUGAUUCGUUAACAUCAGAGCCUACGGACACCACAUCAUUACCUGAAAUCACAAUUUCAACAGUUAAAGUAACGUCUGACCCACCCAGAACCACAUCAGUGUCUGUAUCAACUACUCAAACUGAUUCGAUAACAUCUGAGCCUUCUGUGACAACACCAGCAAUUGAACCAACCACUCCAACCAACAAAGUAUCAUCCCUGCCAGCUGUGACAACUGUGGCACGUGAAUCAACUGCUCACACUGACUCAUUAACAUCACAGCCUACGGACACCACAUCAUUAUCUGAAAUCACAAGCUCUGCAGUUAAAGUAACAUCUGACCAUGCCAUAACUACAACAGUGUCUGCAUCAACUGUUCUGACUGAGUCAAUAACGUCUGAGCCUGCUGGAACCGCAGCAGUGUCCACAUUAACCGUACAAACUGAUUUGGUAACAUCUGAGCGUGCCGGGAGCACUUCAGUUUCUGAAUCAACCACUCCAACUGAUUCAGAAAUAUCUGAGCCAGCUGUGACAACACCAGCAAUUGAACCAACCACUCCAACCAAUGAAGUAUCAUCAGAGCCUGCCAUGUCAACUGUGGUACCUGAAUCAACUGCUCACACUGAUUCGUUAACAUCACAGCCUACAGACACCACAUCACCAACUGAAAUCACAAUUUCUACAGUUAAAAUAACGUCUGACCCACCAAGAACCACAUCAGUGUCUUCAUCAACUGUUCUGACUGAUUCAGUAACAUCUGAGCCUUCUGUGACAACACCAGCAAUUGAACCAACCACUCCAACCAACAAAGUAUCAUCACAGCCAGCCAAGACAACUGUGGUACCUGAAUCAACUGUUCACACUGACUCAUUAACAUCACAGCCUACGGACACCACAUCAUUACCUGAAAUCACAACUUCUACAGUUAAAAUAACGUCUUACCCAGCCAGAACCACGUCAGUGUCUGCUUCAACGGCUCUGACUUCCUCAGUAACGUCUGAGCUUCCUGGAACCGCAGUAUUUUCCACAUUAACCUUACCAACCGAUAUGGUAACAUCUGAGCUAGCCGGAAGCACUACAGUUUCUUCCAGAACCACAUCAGUGUUUGCAUCAACUGUUCUAACUGACUCAGUAACGUCUGAGCCUUCUCGUACUGCAGCAUUGUCUACAUCAACCGUACCAACUAAUUUGGUAACAUCUGAGCUUGUUGGUAGCACUCCAGUUUCUGAAUCAACCACUCCAAGUGAUUCGGAAACAUCUGAGUCUUCUGUGACAAUACCAGCAAUUGAACUAAGCAGUCCAACCAACAAAGUAACAUCUGCGCCUGCCAAGACAAAUGUGGUACCCGAGUCAACUGCUCAUACUCAAACAUUAACAUCCAAGCCAACAGACACUGCAUCACCAUCUGAACUUAUAAGUUCUACGAUUAAAGUAACGUCUAAGCCUGCGAGAACCGCAUCAGUGUCUGAAUCAACUGUUCUAACUGAUUCAGUAACAUCUGUACCUGAGAAGACACCCCCCUCACUACAACCGACUGGUCAGACUGACAAAGUAACAUCUGAGCCUGCUCUUACAUCCAUUGGACCUGACACUGAAACGGGUCAGAUUGACAUAUUAACCACACAACCUGCUGAGACACCUCUAUCUACAGGAUCCACAGAUAUAGUAACACCUGAGUCUGCCGGCACUACUUUCAUAUCCAGUGCAACUAGUCCCACUGAAUCAGUAACAUUGGAGCCGGUCAAUACCACAUCAGGGCAUGAACUAACCACUCCCACCGACAAAGUAACAUUUGCUGAGACCACGCUGACCCCGGAUCCAACAAACUCAACCUACACAGUAACAUCUGAAUCUGCUGAGACCAUAUCAUCAGCUGAAGCCACCCCUUCAACAGACCCACUAUCUACUCAUCCAACUGGAGCACCAUCCUCACAUCCAACAGAACCACCAAUGACAACAUCUACACUUACAGCAACUGACCUACUUCCUGGAUCACCCACUUUGCCAACUUCAAAGCCAGCUAUACUAUCAACAACACCCCCUGCCACACCAACAACUCAAACAACUACUAGACCAUUCACAACAGCAGAGCCAUAUCACUGCAAAAAUGGCGGAUAUUUCAAUGGAUUUAACUGCUCAUGUCUUACUGGAUUCAGUGGAACUUUUUGCCAAUUCGUUGUAACUCUUAAGCCAGCUAGAGUCAACAGGUCAGUCGUGGUUCAUUUGGUGAUCAAUCAGGAAUUUAAUGAAAAAUAUGAAGACACAACAUCAACUGAAUACAUAGAGUUUGUUGGAAACUUCACCGAUCAGAUGGAGAACUACUACAAGGGAAAGAAGAUAAUAAGCUUUAAAGAAGUGGUAGUAACUAAUGUCAGCAGUGGAGGCCCAUUGGUCAGAUUGUCAUAUAACACUGUGGGAGAGAUGAGAUUAUUAGAUGAAGCUACAGCUAUCUACAGUGUCACACUAAGAGCAGAAAGUGUUAGUGUCAUACAUGAUGUGAUUUUGGCGAUUCCAAACAAUGCCAGUUCUGAACAACUAUAUGUGGAUGACUUCAAAGCAGUUAAGGGGGCUGUUGACGAGCUUGUUGGCUGCACAGGAGAAUGUCCUUACAAUGUCACAGCUCCACCCAUAGUAGAUACAGCAGAGCUGGAUUUGGGAGCCGUAUGUGAAAGGGAGAUGGACAAUCUAGAUGUUGCUGAAUACCUCGAACCUGUGCUUACUGAUGGAGGUAUCAAAUGUGUGACUAUAUGUGACAGUCUACAUUCACAAACUAGAACAUGCUACAAUAACGGAAUCUGCAGAGUGUACAGUGACGUUGGACCUCUUUGCGAGUGUCAAAAUGUGAAUUCCACUUGGUACUUGGACAAUGACUGUAGAUUCCCUAUACAGAGGACUGCUUUCUACGCAGGGUUAAGUGUGACCCUUGCUUGUCUGUUGCUGACUGUGGGAGUUUUGACUACAUACGUGCUGAUCAACAAACAAAAGCAAAGACAGAGAAGAAACAUUAAAGAGAAACUGGUGAACCAGUGGCUGAAUGAGGACUUUGAGUGGUCCAGAUCCAACAGCCCAAGUGACACAUAUUAUAUUGGAGAUUACAGUAACCCUUCAUUCACAAAUGAAGAAUCAGCCAGCCACAGAGAGGAUCCAGGUGAUUACAGACAACCUGUACCUGUCUACCAGCUGACUCGCCCAUCAUCGCAUACUGACGACAGAGAGUCCAGCUCAUCAUCGAGCAUGAACCCCCCUUCGCAAACAGUACAAAGACACAAUAUUCCAUUUUUUAAUGGUAGUCUGACCAUACCCAAGAGAGACUUCUCAUCCAACUUGCCGAUUAGGAUCAGCAGGCCUCAAAUCAGGACAUCCUGGGACGCCUCAGCAGUGCACUGACACUGACUGGAUCUCGACUGUUUUUUCUGCCUUUUACAGCAUUCAUAUCAGCUGCAUUUUAGAUGUUUAUAUUAUUGCUUGAUUUAUUUAUUGAUUUGUUAAACUCACAGUAAGCCAUAAUAUAUACUCAAUAUUUAUGGUUCUAUUGAACAGCCUUGUCAUUAAUGGUACCUUUAUAGGACCUUGACUGAGUGUUUCUCUGACUUCUCCAUAGUUCAGUAGGUAAUGAAUCAUUAUUAAAGUGAAUUGAAUCACUGGGACAGUAACAAGUCAGUGACCUACUGCUGAUGAUGAUGUCUCAUCAAAAACACACAUUACCAAUGUAAAAUGACAUCAAAAAACUGUACACACCACUAUCGGUAUGUAAUUGUAACAACAUCUUUGCCUUUGACUGAGGCAGAGCAGAGAAGUUUUGACACUGGGAGAACACUGGUAAUUUAAUAAUUUCACUACCUACUAAACUAAGGACUGGUUUUGUUUGAAAUAUGAAUGUUUACUGGGCAAACAAGCACCUUUAUGCCUGAAAUUUCUGCCAGAUUUCAGUUUGUUGAGUAAGUACAGAUGUUUGUCACUCUGUCAGCCAAUGAUGAUAAAAAUGUGAGGCAGACAGAGAUUUGAGGCAGAAGUUGAGUGCAGAAUGGGAUACAGAGGAUUGCAUACAUUGUGAUUUUGCACUGACAGUAGUUUUGGCGUUGAUGGUUUGGAUGUAUUUUAUGUAAAUGAAAAAAGUUCCAGUUGUCAAAAAAAAAAUGUCUUACUCAGAGUUAGUUAUUCAAGCUAAAUUUAUUGUUUUAUAUAUUUACUGAUUUAUUUAACAGGGAUAAUGUACAUUAAUAAACAUAGUUUUCUCCAUUUUAGACUUAGUCAAUGGCGGGUGUCAUAGUUUUUCAGUUCUGGACUCUGUCGGAGUACCUAGCAAUUUAUCCCCAUGAGCAAAUCCACUGAUCUUUGCAAUUCUACUGAAUACCAAAUUAAUUAUCUUAAAGUUUAGCUCUUUUAAAAAAAAAAAUGCACCCAGUCUAAUAAUCAUGCUUGCACUGCCAACUAGCAGUGACAACAAUCUUUUUCCACACACUGUGCACCACUGAUAUAGCUCUACAGUACCAGUCUUCAUCCCAGCUCGGUGUGGUCAGAAAUACAACAGACCACACCUGUGGUGAGCUGCUUUUUAAAUG